UUUGCCUAACUGAAAUGUCAAACAAUUUUUGUUUCAGAGAAAUAAUGUAGUAUUUUUUUUCAAAUUAUGAACAAUAUAGAUUUGUAUGCAAAUGAAGAAUGUUUUUACUCAGUUCUUGGGUGUCACCAAACAUGUUCUGAAGAUCAACUACGGGCCGAGUUUCAUAUACGAAUUCUACAGUGUCAUCCAGAUAAAAAGUCAGGCGAUGUAACUGCAAGUUUGGAAUACAAUAAAUUGAUGAAAGCUUACUGGGUAUUAAUGAACGAACGUAAUGUCUACGACAAAUGGAAAAAUAGUGGUAUAAAGGUAAGCUAUGAACAAUGGAAAAGCAUAAUGGGGCAUUGCUGCAUGCACUGGAGUAAACCAUCGCAGCAGUUAUCGUUGGAGAACGUACAAGAAUCAUCCAAUCAAAACGAAGUUUAUAAAUCUUCUUUUUCGAACCCACGUGAAACGAGCAGUCGUUUAACUUUAUUUCGGAAUUAUAAAAUAUAAUAUUUGGGUUGCGAAUGA
Hydra vulgaris (swiftwater hydra) is the source of this 510-nucleotide messenger RNA. RefSeq names its product J domain-containing protein. NCBI's taxonomy places the organism in Eukaryota, Metazoa, Cnidaria, Hydrozoa, Anthoathecata, Hydridae. The record is from RefSeq and is a predicted model, not a curated record. Gene Ontology annotation, cellular component: cytoplasm.